GAAGCAGAAGCAGGCAAAGAGAAAGAAGACGCACACACUCACACGCGACCUGCAGUGAAAAUAAAGUAGAGAAAAGUGUGCUGUGGAAUAACAGAGAAUAGGAAAAGAAAGAGAAUGAGAAGGUGAAGAAUAAGCGAAAAUAAAUGGAAAUUAAAUGAAGCUGCAAAAACUGCCAAAUAAACAAAGUGCUAUGCGAUGCAUAAAUGAGAACCCAAAGGGAGUUACGUGUAUAAUCAUCAAGACUUCCUUGCCAUUCUAGAGGCCACCAGCUGACAGCCUAAGUCCCCAAAAAGGAUCCUAUCAUGUCGCACAAAACAGGCAGCCGUCGCACCAGCGACCUGGAGUGUCCAUUAGCCUCCUUGGGCCGCAACAGCAAUGCGGUGCGGGAUCAUUACCAUCAUCCGCAUCCAUUGAGCUCCAGCCCACUGGAUCCGCAAGCCUACAAAAUGAUGUCUCGGAAGUCGCCCAAUCCUGGCAUGGAUUCCACAUCGCCAAAUGACCAGGCCACCGCCUCGUCGACAGCUGCAGCAGUGCUUCACAUGGUGCAGCAAAAGGCUGCCACUUUUGAGCUAAGAAGUCGCCAUACCCGACCGGAGCAGACCACCUAUGGAGCCCACUCCACGGCCUCUGUGGGACGACAUGCAAAAAAGUCACCCGAGCUGCCCGCUCCGGCCACGAGAAAUGUGGCGCCUGUACCGCAGCCACGGAACUUCCUCACCCUGGAGCAUGUCCUGCAAUUCGGAGCGCAGAGACCCAGUUGGAUGCACGGCAACAGUGCGGAUACGGAGGAUUCCAGUGACAAUAAUGCGGGCGGAGGUACAGGUAGUGGUAGCGGUGGCGCCGGAGGAGCCGGUCGAAGACGUGUUCAAGGUGGACGCUGCAGUGUGCCCACUGUGCUGGGCACCAAUGGUAGCAGUAGCAGUGGAGCCCAGUAUCUGCUGGACAAGAAGAUGGAGUCGCUGUAUCUGGGCAACGCUCUGAGAGCCCUGCCCCUAGGAGCCGAGGCGAGUCAGUACCAAAACGAGCGUUACUACCUGGAGGAUUACAGCAGCGGCAGCGGGAACGAGCGACUGCCAGAACGCCUGCAUCAUCCGCGCACCUCCAGUCCCAGCGAGACGAGCGGCUCGGACCGCUACCUGCUCAACCGGAGCACCAACUCCCCCGCCAAUGCCUUCCAGCUAGACCACCACCACACCAAAGGCCAGAGCCUGUCGGACGGCCUGUGCAACCUGGGUCGCUUCUCGCCAAGCCUGGACCAAGGCUAUGCCACAUUGGUUUCGCCCUCACCCACAGGUCACCACUCGAGUGGGGCGGGUAAUGUGACCGGUUCCACCACUGCGAGUGGAGCGGGAAUCAUGGCCAGCAGCACGCCGGCCACAACACCGCGACGAGGAGUCUCUAGCAGUGGAGUGGGUGGAGGUGGGCCUGGCACCGCCAUCGGACCGCCGCCCUGGAACCGUAAGGGUCCCUUCCGCUGCGGUCCGCUCUUCGAUCGCUUGCCCGAUGAGGCUGUCGUGAAGAUCUUCUCCUGGCUAGACAGUUGCGAGUUGUCCAACGUGGCGCGAGUUUGCCGAAGAUUCGAGCACCUCGCCUGGCGUCCCGUUCUGUGGAAGGUGAUAUCGCUACGGGGCGAGCACCUUAAUGGCGACAAGACGCUGAAGAUGAUUUUCCGGCAGCUGUGCGGCCAAAGCUGCAAUGGCGCCUGUCCGGAAGUGGAACGUGUCAUGCUUGGCGAUGGCUGCCGCAUCACGGACAAGGGUCUCCAGCUGCUUACGCGGCGCUGCCCGGAACUGACUCACCUGCAGCUGCAGACCUGUGUGGAUGUCUCCAAUCAGGCGCUGGUCGAGGCCCUGACCAAGUGCAGCAACCUGCAGCAUCUGGAUGUCACAGGCUGCAGCCAAGUGAGCAGCAUCAGUCCAAAUCCGCAUAUGGAACCACCGCGACGCCUGCUGCUGCAGUAUUUGGACCUCACCGAUUGCAUGGCCAUCGAUGACAUGGGUCUGAAGAUUGUGGUGAAGAACUGUCCACAGCUGGUGUAUCUGUACCUGCGGCGCUGCAUACAAAUUACGGAUGCGGGUCUGAAGUUUGUGCCCAGUUUCUGCGUCUCACUGAAGGAGUUGAGCGUAUCCGACUGCCUGAACAUCACCGACUUUGGCCUGUACGAGCUGGCUAAGCUGGGAGCAGCCCUUCGCUACCUUUCCGUGGCCAAGUGCGAACGUGUUUCGGAUGCCGGGCUAAAGGUCAUCGCCAGGCGGUGCUACAAGCUCAGAUAUUUGAAUGCCCGAGGAUGCGAAGCUGUCAGCGAUGACUCCAUCACAGUCCUUGCCCGCUCCUGUCCCCGGCUAAGGGCCCUGGACAUUGGCAAGUGUGAUGUCAGCGAUGCGGGACUGCGGGCCUUGGCCGAAAGCUGUCCCAAUCUGAAGAAACUGAGCCUGCGCAGCUGCGACAUGAUUACGGAUCGGGGAGUUCAGUGCAUCGCAUACUAUUGCCGCGGCCUUCAGCAGCUGAACAUCCAGGACUGCCCGGUGUCCAUCGAGGGGUACCGGGCAGUCAAAAAGUACUGCAAGCGCUGCAUCAUCGAGCACACCAAUCCGGGCUUCUGUUAGGAUACCCGAAAUGAAGCCACCAUAAAGCACAGAGGCAGGCCAUAAGAGCAGAGAUCGUUGGGAACGAGAAGCUGCACAAAAUCCGAGAUUAGCAGGAGUUCGGGGUGUCCGCUUCGAGGGAGAUCCCAUACAAGUGCCACGAAAAGCCCCGGAACUUCAGUUCAAUGAUCAUCCUGCCAGAAGGAAUAUUGACUCCCACCC
Messenger RNA from Drosophila serrata, 2807 nucleotides. It is a transcript of the gene Fbxl7, whose product is annotated as F-box and leucine-rich repeat protein 7. The record is from RefSeq and is a predicted model, not a curated record. Gene Ontology annotation, biological process: SCF-dependent proteasomal ubiquitin-dependent protein catabolic process. Gene Ontology annotation, molecular function: protein binding. Gene Ontology annotation, cellular component: SCF ubiquitin ligase complex. Lineage: Eukaryota; Metazoa; Arthropoda; Insecta; Diptera; Drosophilidae.